Chiroxiphia lanceolata (lance-tailed manakin) is the source of this 3834-nucleotide messenger RNA. RefSeq names its product Mdm1 nuclear protein (gene SAXO6). The record is from RefSeq and is a predicted model, not a curated record. Lineage: Eukaryota; Metazoa; Chordata; Aves; Passeriformes; Pipridae. Gene Ontology annotation, biological process: negative regulation of centriole replication. Gene Ontology annotation, molecular function: microtubule binding. The coding region runs from base 137 to 2452 and encodes 771 amino acids. The transcript is spliced from 16 exons.
CAGGGGAGGGUCGGCAGCCAGGGGCAACGGGGAUAUAAACAGACUGCCUGGACCGGUUUGGGUCAGUACGUCUAUACGAGCACUUUUUUACCACCCUCUCACUUCUUUUUAUUUUAAUACAGUAAAGCCAGUCAGGAUGGAGAUUAGAAGGAGGAAGGCAGUCAAAAAAGGGACCCCUGAGGGAAGAUCUGAACAAGAAGGUGGAUUAGCGUCUCCUGACCGGGUGGCGGUGUCGGGUGAGGUGGCGAAGGCGGACCGGCCGCUGGCACGGCAUCGCAUAGGCUCCAGAAGGGGACUGAGUGAAUAUAAGAGAAACUUCAAAUGGAGAAGCCCAGAAUUUUGUAGCCCAGAGAAAUCCUUGUGGGCAGGACUUCGGUCGGACCAGUUUGGAAUUACUAGAGAACCAAAAUUCAUCUCCAAGAGAAGGGUACCUUACUAUGAUCCACAGAUUUCAAAGUCCUUUGAAUGGACAGCAGAUUGUGAUUUGAAUGGCCCACUUGAACCUGAAGCUGCAGAGUUGCACACAGACCACAACAACAAUGAUGUGAAUCAGGAAGAAAUUGAAAUGGUAGAAGGACCCAGACUCCCCCCAGAAGUUCGGUCACAUUUGGUAGAUUCUAGCGGUGAAACAGCUCUUGCCCUUGCAGAGAACAACAUGAAAAAAUCACCCUAUGAAGCUCCACCAAAUCAAAAUGAAGCAUUUUCAUCUCCGAAAAAGGAAUUAGAAAAAAUGAGUAAUGGGCUUCACAGAGCCCUUCAGAGGAAAGCAGACUUGAAUAUUUCACGUUUAAAUACUUUCCCUAGAAAUUCUGAAUAUCAAAGCCAAUUUGUCUGGAAGAGUCCUCAUGAAAAGUCACCAAUACUUGCAGCUGAACAGGUUAUUUGCAACACAAGGAAAUCCUCACCUGUGGUUAAAUCUCCUGCAAUUACUUCUGAAACUGCAUAUGAGAGAAAUUUCAAAGGGUCUCCUCCUGUUGAGGAUCCACAAGAGAGAGGUGUUUCAGAAGAGAAAGAAUUUCCGGUUUGUGAACAAAGUAAGAGGGAAGAACCGUUUCAAAAACCAGCAGAAGAUGCAGCAAAACAAGGGAAAUCAGAACAGAAACAUCUUAAACAAAAAAAUAAGCAACAUAUCAGUCCAAAGCCCCUCUCUUUACAUACAAGUCAUGGGAAGAUGAACACUGAAUAUAGGUCAAAAUUUUUGUCCCCCGCCCAAUAUUUCUACAAAGAUGGAGCUUGGUCUCGUAUUAGAAGUAAAGUUCACAACCAGGCAUCUCAAAACAGUCUAAAUUCCAUGUGGUAUAUGGAGGUGAGAGAACUUCGAGAAAGAGCAAAGACUUACAGGCAACGAGUAGAGGGAACACACUUCUCCCGAUACCAUUUCAAUCAGAUCCUGUCUGAUAAUAACAGUCUUUGGGAUGUGUCCUCAACUUCCAGUUCAGAAGAAGGGAUCAGCAACAACAUCAGAGCACUAGAUCUUGCUGGAGUUUCUGAAAAAGAGGCUGUACCAAGCCCUCAAGGGCUACAGCAGCCUGACUCCAGAGAACAACCACACCAGAACAGCACUGGAAAGAAAGAUAUGUCAGAUGCUUUAACUGUUCCAGUCAAAAGACGUUUAGUUUGGGAUGAACAAGAAGAUACUAAAGAAAGAGAAAAAUGUCAAUCAACAGAAGAGGAAGGAAAACAAGAUGAACAGAGUGCAGUUGUGGCUCAGCAGUUAGAAGAAAACAAUAAGGAUGCCAAAGAAGAUACGAAAAUUGAAGGCACUAAUCAAAGUGAGAAUUUAGAAUUGAAUACUUCUGCAACUGUGUCAGAUUCUUCUGUAUCCUCAAGGAUUGGUGGCAGGCUUCCUACUCCAAAGCUGAGAGCUCUUGGUGGUACUCAGAGGACUCAUCAUGAUCGCACUACCCCAACUGUUGGAGGUACAGUUUUAGUGUCUCCUCCUAAAUUCAAGUCUUCAUCUUCACCACAGAGAAAACGAGACUUAAGAACAGACCCUUCGAAAAGAAGGUCCUUCCAGCCUGACGUGAAAAUGAAAGCUGUUUCACUGUUUAACUCUCCACCUGCUGGGCUGAGAACUGUGGAUCCUCUGCCACUUAGGCAGGAUCCGUGGCCUCCUAACAGGGUUGCUGAUGAGCAAGUUCCUCUUGCUUCAGCCCAUCAAGAACAUUCCUCUGCAACUUCCAUGCUCAAGUCAGCAAAAAGCUCCUCUGUGCCUUGGUGGAGUCUCUCUCAUCGUAUUCAAGGGACUCUCAAGGAUCCAGAAUUCCAGCAUAAUGGGAAUCUUGGCAAUCCAAAAAUGAGAACUUUCCAGUUACCCCUUCGGGAAAGAAACCGUAAUGAUGAAGAUGACAGGUUGUCUCAGAUCUCUGCUCGCUCGGCAGCAUCUAGCUCUCUUGCAUCUCAGAUACUGGAACGAGCUCAGAAGAGGAAGGAUUUCUGGGGCAAGACAUAGUCUCUUCCCACCUGUCGUGUAGAAACUGUUCUGUAAAAUGAUUUAUCUUUUAUAGUUUGUAGUGUACAUUUAAAAAAAAUGUGAUUGUAGAUCACAUGUUAAUGCUGCAUUCUUUCACUUAACCACUGAUAUGGCCCAAGUUUUAGGGCUUGGCAUCCCAAUUGAAAAUUAAGUAUUUAAACUGAUGUUGAAAAUGAACAUCCUUUAUAUCUGAGAGUUCAGUCUUAAUUCACUAUGUCUCUACAGCCAUAUGAGGCUUUUUUUUUUUUACUGUGGCAGCUCUUGAAACUGAGAUAAUUAUUUUUUUAUGGAAACCGUGUGUUACUUUUCAAGGUAUUCUGCUGCAGUCAGGCAAGUAUGACCUGGAACAGUAUUCAGGGGCAACACCAUCAUUUAUCAAAUACCUCAGUUGCAUUAUUUUAACUAGUUAUCUUAAAGGCAACAAUGGUAUAUUUGUUUAUGUCACUGUAUGAAUUGUCAGCACAACACAGUACUGUGACAAAAAGUUACUUUUGCUACUUAACUGGCUCUAACCUGUUACAAAAAGAUUCCUAUUUCCUAAUGAUGCAAACAUGGAAUGUACAGGAGUUUGAGAAAAGGACAUGAAGCAUUAGAAUUUGUUUGUUGUCCACAGAUUUUUGGCCAGGAAGACUAUUAGAGUUCAGUGUGUACAGUACUGCAGUUUGUCAGAUAUACUGAUUUAAAUGCUUGUCUUGUGGACUGAGACCACAAGAUGUUUACUGUUAAUUUCAGCUUCUCUAGAAAAAGCAAACUCAGCCACCUUAACCAGUGGUGUUCCCCAGCCCCUCUUCAGACUCAGGUAUUUAGGAGGAGUUGAUUUGUUAAAGUAAUCUCAAAAGAAUGGUUUUUUUUCUUGACUUUGACAUUUUAAUUACCUCUCAUCCUAGUUGCCUGUUGCAGAGAGAUUGAUACUGUUAUGACUGUCACAGUGAAAAGUGUUUGUGAUUUAUGCUGACAGCUCAUUUUAUUUUUCCAAGUGAUGCAGACAAAUUAAUAUGAAGUAGAAGAAAUGGGUGGUUAACAAGCAGUUUGGUUCUUCUUGUAUGGCUUCAAGUUUUAGUAUUACUUCAUUUGGAAACUUUAUACAAGAACAAUUUGAAUUUUGUACACAUUUGAUUACAUUUCGAUUUUGUAUGCAAUUAUGUAUGUAUAUUGCUGAAAAUAAAAAAGGUGGUUUGAUUUGUUUUUAUGGAAGUUAUGCUGGAUAAUUUGUCAGGGCUUAUUACAUUGGCAUUUCUCUGUUUAGUUCUCUGUUUCACCUGUUCAGCUGGAAUAUCUGUGGACUUACGAAAGCCAAGAUGUUACCUCAGAAAUCUUCAGAAAGAGUAAUUUAUUAAAGCUAGAUAUGUUGAUACCUGAAA